Fragaria vesca subsp. vesca is the source of this 3622-nucleotide messenger RNA. Its product is annotated as putative pentatricopeptide repeat-containing protein At5g06400, mitochondrial-like. The transcript has a single exon. Gene Ontology annotation, molecular function: protein binding. The record is from RefSeq and is a predicted model, not a curated record. The coding region runs from base 278 to 3394 and encodes 1038 amino acids. NCBI's taxonomy places the organism in Eukaryota, Viridiplantae, Streptophyta, Magnoliopsida, Rosales, Rosaceae.
GAUGGCAAUGCCAUGGAGCGUGACUGUUUGGAUGGCGGAGAUAGUCUGGAUUGUUCUCACCGGCUGGGUCUCCUCUUGCUUGACUGUUGCUGAUGAGCUCGCCUCCUCCAUCAGAACCGGAGACAUCGGCCCUUUCAAUGUCGGCUGAUAUUCACUCUACCCGAAAACCCUUCCGAUCAUUGCCUUAUGUAAGCUUAUUUCUCUUGUAGAUUUCUGUCUUCCGUUGUUGUUGGGUAUUUCAUCUUAAUUAGAGAAUCGUUAAGAAAGACCAAUAGGCAUGCGUGGCUUAGCCACCAAAUUACAGUCCUUGUGUUUGAGCUCCACCAGUAAAAUCUUUCGUUUUCGAUUGUCAAGAGUUCAUAGGAUUGAUAACUUUGCAACGCUCACUAAACUAUCUAAGCCCAAGAAAGCCCAGUUGAAACAAGUAGAAGAAGCAAGCUCGUUUGGAUUGCUGUUCAGUGAAAUAACUCAGAUUUUAGGGGCUGAAAAUGUCACUGCAGAUAAAACCCCAUCUGGGUUUUUCAUUUCCAAGGAUACCUAUGUUGGGGUUGGUGAGGUUUUGAAAGAGAGGGCACCUUGUUUGCCGAGUGUUAAAACUGCUGAGGAUGAUGCCCUGAGAGUGAAGGAAGAUGUAGCUGUUGUGGAGGAAACCAGUGUAGCUGAAGCUGAUGUUAGCCCAGUAGUUCAUGAGGUUACGAGGAUUGUCAGGGCGGAAAGUGGUUUGGUUUCAAUGGAGGAGCGGUUAGAUGAGUUGCGUUUUGAGUUGGAUUCGGAGAUUGUUGACAACGUUUUGAAGAGGUGCUUUAAAGUGCCACAUUUGGCUUUGAGGUUCUUUGAUUGGGUGAAGAUGAGAGAAGGGUUCUGUCACACAACUAAGAUAUAUAAUACUGUGCUGUGUAUAGCUGGGGAUGUGAAGGAGUUUGGGAUGGUGGAGAAGUUGGUGGAGGAGAUGGAAAGGAACUCGUGCAAGAAAGAUGUUAAGACUUGGACUAUUCUUAUCCAGAUGUAUGGGAAGGCUAAGUUAGUUGGAAGAGCCUUGUUAGUCUAUGAAAAGAUGAAGAAAUUUGGGUUUGAACCAGAUGCAGUGGUUUUCAGAAUAAUGAUAACUGCACUCUGUGCUGCUGGAAAAGCUGAUGUUGCAAUGGAAUUUUACAAGGAAAUGGUACAGAAGGACAUUGGUCUUGAUAUCAAGAUGUAUAAGCUGUUACUGAACAGCAUAGCUAGGUAUGAAGAUACUGCUGCUGCUGUGGGCUUGGUUUCAGAUAACAUGAUAAGAGUCUCACAGAUUCCUGAACAUGUGGUUUAUGGUUGUGUACUGAAGUCUUUCUGCAUCUCUGGUAGAAUCAGAGAAGCUUUGGGAUAUAUUCGUGAACUCAAGAAUAAAGAGUUUAUGCUUCUCCCUGAGUAUUUUGAGACUUUAGUGAAAGGACUGUGCAGGGCUGAUAGAAUUGCAGAUGCUUUGGAGAUUUUGGAUAUUAUGAAGAAAAGAGAUUUUGUCGAUGGAAAUGUGUAUGGGAUUAUCAUCAAUGGGUACUUAAGAAAGAAUGAUGUUUCUAGAGCACUUGAUCUGUUUCAUGGUAUGAAAGAAUCUGGAUAUUUGCCUACUACUUCUACCUACACGGAACUGAUGCAGCACCUCUUCAAUAUGAAUGAGCACCAAAAAGGCUGUGAGCUCUAUGAUGAGAUGCUCGAAAGAGGAGUUGAGCCAGAUAGCGUGGCAGUGACAGCCAUAGUUGCAGGCCAUGUCCGGCAAAAUCAUAUAUCUGAAGCAUGGAAAGUAUUUAUACAUAUGAAGGACAAAGGCAUUAAGCCCACUUCGAAGUCAUAUAUGGUAUUUAUCAAGGAGCUUUGUAAAAUUUCAAGGACAGAUGAGAUUCUCAAGGUCUUGGUUCAUAUGCAAGCAUCUGAUAUGCGCAUUCAAGAUGAGAUAUUCAACUGGGUUAUACUUCAUAUGAAGAAAAAGGGAGAGAUGGAUAGCCUUGAAAAAGUAAAGCAGAUGCGAAGUGUCAACAAAUUUCAGCCUCAUGAUGUAGGGGUAUCAAGCAAUGAUGCAUCUACGGGAGAGAGGAUCAAGACAGUGUUGGACUCGGUACCAAAGAAGUUGGAUCCCUUAUCGAACUUUAAUGCUUAUGAUGACAAGGAUUUGCAAGAAAUUUGUAAGAUUCUGUCCUCUUCAACUGACUGGUACUUAGUUCAGGAGGCUUUGGAGAAGUCUGCUGUUGUUUUCACUCCAGGACUCGUUCUGUCAAUUUUGAAGAGUCAUAGUGCUCAUGGUUUGGUAGCAUUACAGUUUUUCUCAUGGAUUGGAAAGCAAUCCGGUUAUCGCCACACUACUGAUACUUACAACAUGGCCAUCAAAAUUGCAGGACGUGGAAAAGAUUUCAAGCACAUGAGGAACCUUUUGUAUGAAAUGAGGAGAAACAGAUUCCCAAUAACACAAGAUACAUGGACAAUAAUGAUAAUGCAAUAUGGUCGAACAGGCCUCACAGAGAUUGCUCUCCAGUUGUUCAGAGAGAUGAAAAGCAAUUGCAACCCAACUGGCAGUACAUACAAGUAUCUGAUCAUAUCUCUUUGUGGGAGAAAAGGUCGAAAGGUAGAUGAAGCAAUUAAAACAUUCCAGGAGAUGAUCCGUGCUGCACAUAUACCUGACAAAGAGUUAGUUGAAACUUACAUUGGUUGUUUAUGUGAAGUUGAUAAGCUGUCAGAUGCUAGAAGAUGCAUAGAUUCUCUUUCGAAAGUUGGUUUUACAACUUCUCUUAGUUAUUCCUUGUACAUAAGGGCUCUUUGUCGAGCUGGGAGAUUACAAGAAGCUUCUGAGAUGAUGGAUGAUAUUGGGGAAGAGCGAUCCACAUUGGAUCGGUAUACAUAUGGGAGCUUCGUUCAUGGACUUCUGCGGAGUGGACAAGUGGAAGAAGCACUUGCCAAGAUGGAGUCUAUGAAGCAGGCUGGCAUGAAGCCAACUGUCCAUGUUUAUACAUCCUUAAUAGUUCAUUUCUUGAAGGAGAAACAGAUCAAAAGGGCAUUAGAAAUUUUCAAUGAAAUGCAACAGGAAGGAUGUGAACCAACUGUUGUCACUUAUUCCACCCUUAUUCGGGGGUACAUGAAUAUGGAGAUGACUGCAGAAGCUUGGAGUGUCUUUCACAACAUGAAACUGAAAGGGCCUUCUCCGGAUUUCAAAACUUAUUCAAUGUUCCUUCAUUGUCUAUGUAAGGCGGGGAAAUCAGAAGAAGCCAUGCAGCUUAUAACUGAAAUGUUGAACAGUGGGAUUAUCCCCAGUGUUGUCAAUUUUCGAACUGUAUUUUACGGACUUAACCGAGAAGGUAAGCAUGAUUUGGCUCGCACUGUUAUGGAACAGAAAUCAUCUUCAAUUAGAAAACGUAAGUUCUUAAUAUAAUAGCACGUUAUGUUUGUACAUUUGCUUUGAUUAAGUUAUGAUCAAAUGGUGGUCAUUUUUCAAAAUUUCUCAUCCUUUUUCUUUCUUUUAUCCGUUUCCUACAGGCUUUGUUUUAACAUCUUUAGAAAGUAUACCUGGACCAGAUUUGAUUUUGAAAAUUAGAUGUGAGCAUACAUGUACUCUUAAUUUUCUGACCGAAGUUGUGAAUAGAAUUUAGCAGUCUAUCAU